UGCUCGAUUCACGUUAACACGAACAGGGCAUGGAGGUAAACAAUACACAAUAAGUAGGUGUUUUGAAAACAUCGGGCGAUGGCACGACAAUCCCUUAAAUUAAUUCCAUAAAUUUUAUGUAAAGGAAAUUCACUUCUUCCCUCGUCGCUUACUUAAAAAAUCAACAUGCCAGUGAAAUAUUGGUUGUUUCCUGAUGGGAGAUCACCUGUUCGAGCGAAGCUUUGGAACUGGUCAUCCAACUUUGUGUGUGGACUUGCAGGGGUUGUUUGCAAAGUAUAUUUAGAACGUUUAAACAGUUGCACUGUGUACAACAGAGAAAAAAUGAUUGAUACAUUUGAUGAAAUGAGGAAAUCUGGGCGAAGUCUAAUUACAUACUGUAACCAUGACAGCUGUAUUGAUGACCCUACGACCCUUGCCAUGAUGAAAUGGAGGCAGGUAAUGAAUGGAAAAAGGCUCCGCUGGGUCCUGGUAGCAGAUGAGAUCUGCUUUACAUCCAAACCUCUAGCCCUUUUCUUCAGUCUCGGAAAAGCCAUCCCUACAAUCAGAGGAGAAGGGAUCUAUCAAAAACCCAUGGAUUUCGCUAUGGAGAAGAUUGAUCAAGGGGGUUGGGUUCAUGUAUUUCCAGAAGGGAAAAUAAACCUAGAAAAAACCUACAUGAGAUUUAAAUGGGGAAUAGGAAGAUUGUUAACUGAGGCUAAGCAGUGUCCCAUUGUACUACCAUACUACCACAUGGGCAUGGAUGAUGCUUUACCAACAAAGACCCCAUAUAUUCCUAGAAUUAAAAAGAAAAUCACUAUUUUAGUAGGAACUCCUAUAGACUUCACAGAGGAGAUAGAACGCUUACGACACAAGAUGACUGCAACUGAACUCAGGAAACAUUUUACAGACAUUCUCCAAGAAAAACUCUAUGCUCUUCGCAAAGAGGCAGAAGAACUUCAUCAAAAACACAAAGAAAGUUGACAUCUAGAAGACAGUUAAUUAAAGUGGAUCUAUGCAAUGUGGAUAUUUAUGUAUCAGAUCUUUAUCUAUGUACAGGAUUGAGCUAGAUCUGUAUGUUUAACAUUUUAUUUAAAAGUUGGACAAUAUUAAUAUCUAAACAUCAGGAUAUGUUUUUUACCUUUUAUAUGUACAAAUUACUUUUGCAUAAAUAUAUAUUCAUAUGAUUUUUUUUUUCUU
Messenger RNA from Saccostrea echinata, 1176 nucleotides. RefSeq names its product tafazzin-like. NCBI's taxonomy places the organism in Eukaryota, Metazoa, Mollusca, Bivalvia, Ostreida, Ostreidae. Gene Ontology annotation, biological process: inner mitochondrial membrane organization; cardiolipin acyl-chain remodeling. The record is from RefSeq and is a predicted model, not a curated record. Gene Ontology annotation, cellular component: mitochondrial membrane. Gene Ontology annotation, molecular function: 1-acylglycerophosphocholine O-acyltransferase activity. The transcript has 8 exons. The coding region runs from base 166 to 960 and encodes 264 amino acids.